CUUUAAAACAAGGUUAGCGCACAGCGACGCAACAGUCGACUAGAGCCUUCGCGACGAACGUGCGCCAUGACGGAGUAACACGUACCUGAUCACGCCAAAUUAGAUGUUAAUAAUACCAAUAAAAUAUAUAGGGCAGAAAUAAAUUGUGACAGCUGUGGCAUUUAUUUUUUUUUAAUUAAUCUCCGAAUUAAGUCAAAAUGGGUUUAAGACAUGAGGACGACAAGCGACCAAGCAAAUUGGCGAUCAUGGAUGACAUAUCGGACACGCCGCGUGGCCUGGGGACCCGUCACUGGGUAACGUUUAUGCUGUUCCUGGGUAUGGCGAACGCUUACAUCAUGAGAACAAACAUGUCGGUCGCCAUAGUCGCCAUGGUCAAUCACACCGCGCUGCCCGUCAAACAAGAAGCUCUGGACACUGAGUGCGGGAACGUAGAUUCAAAUGUCACUAAAGUGGCGCAAUUACAAGACGGCUCGUUCGUCUGGAGCUCCAGCCUGCAAGGUUACAUCCUGUCUUCCUUUUUCUACGGUUACGUCAUCACGCAGAUACCUUUCGGCAUUUUAUCUAAAAGGUACGGCGCUCGUCUGUUCUUGGGCGUGGGCAUGUUGAUCAACUCCGUGUUCGGUCUUCUGGUGCCUGUGGCUGCCGAGGCCGGCGUCUGGUGGCUCAUACUAGUGAGGUUCAUCCAGGGUUUGGGAGAGGGACCGAUCGUGCCGUGUUCUCAUGCGAUGUUAGCGAAAUGGAUUCCUCCUAACGAGAGAAGCCGUAUGGGAGCGGCGGUGUAUGCUGGUGCUCAGUUCGGUACUGUCAUAUCAAUGCCUCUCUCCGGUCUCCUCUCCGCGUACGGCUUCGCUGGUGGAUGGCCGUCCAUCUUCUACGUGUUCGGUCUCGUGGGUACGUUGUGGUGCAUCAUGUUCCUGCUGUUCGUGUCCGAAGAUCCUGAACAGUGUCCGCGGAUCAAAGAGGCCGAGAAGAAAUACAUUCUGAGCUCGCUGUGGGGCGCCGCCGGCUCUAGUUCUCCUCCAAUACCGUGGAGCAAGAUCCUUUUGUCCACGCCGUUUUGGGCCAUCAUGUUGGCACACAUGGGACAGAACUACGGCUACGAGACUCUGAUGACGGAGCUGCCGACCUUCAUGAGACAGGUGCUGCACUUCUCCAUCAAGGAUAACGGGUUCGUGUCGGCUCUUCCAUACUUGUGCAUGUGGCUGUUCUCCAUGUUUAUUUCGGUGGUCGCUGAUUGGAUGCUCUCCAGCGGUAGAUUCAACCACACUCAAGUCCGAAAGAUCAUCAACAGUAUUGGUGAGUAUGGCCCAGCGAUAGGUCUGUUCGUGGCGGCUAACACGGGCUGCGACCCCGCCGCCACAGUCGCCAUACUGGCCGUGGGAGUUGGGCUCAACGGAGGAAUAUACUCAGGGUUCAAGGUGAACCACCUGGACGUCUCUCCUCGGUUCGCCGGUAUCUUGAUGGCCUUCACUAACUGUCUUGCCAACCUCACCGGCCUGCUGGCGCCCAUCAUCGCCGGAUACAUCAUCGAGGGCAACCCCUCUCAGGCUCAAUGGAAGAAGGUAUUCUACAUCGCUGGAGGCGUUUACAUAUUCUGCGCGACCUUCUACAACAUUUUCGGCUCGGGGAGGAGACAAGACUGGGACAAUCCCGCGGAGGACGAAGCCAUAGCCAAGAAGGCCGCCGCAAAGAAGAACAACAAGCUGGAGAGACAAGCGAACCAGAACACAGCGGAAACCGCGCAAUAGCAGGGUUUAUAAAGCGGCAAACACAACUGUCAACAUUGUCUAUGGUGGACUCACACUGAAAAUAAUACUGGCAGUAUCCGAUUGUCUAUACUCUAUAACAAGAUGUUGUCUAUGCCGAGAAAUAAUUGAAAAUUAGCCAAUAAUAUACCAUGUUUGGUUUGUUUUUUUACUAAUAAUUGUAUAGUUGUGUUUGCAGACAGUUACGAUAUAAAUUCCGAUGUUUUAUGAGAUGUCGGUGAGAAAAAUGUUAUAAAUAAUCUUAUUCGACAGGUUAUUUUGUUAGGUUUCUAUGAAAAUGGUUACGGGGUGAUAAUAUUUGUGUAUUACAUUGAAAUUUAUUUUAGAUGUAAAAGAAGCUUAUAUCGAAUGCAAAUAUAAUUUGCACGUAUAUUAAGUGAGCCGUUAUAUUGAUAGUUAUCACGCAGUCUUUAUUUAUUGUAUGCGAAAUAAAUUAAUAAGACGCACAUCGACGAGGCUGUGAUAGAUUCGCGUGUAGAAGCUGACAUGGAACUUAUAUCGUAACGCUCGUUUUAAAAUCUUGCUAUUUAUUUAUUUUCUUUAAUAUAGAUACCAUACAAGUAUUGUUUAUAAUUUUAUAGUUUGAUGACGGUAUAACAGAGACGCGUGCAAGGUGAUAGUGAUGUCGGGUCCAAGAUUUUUGAUACGUUACCUUCCUAGACAGUAAACGUCCGAAAACCUCGCAAAAAAUUAUUUAAUAGACAAAAAUUUUAAGCUCGAAUAUAAAGUUACUAGUGAUUAUAAAACGAAACAAUUUUUUUUUAGACGCAUUCAGAAUAUAAUCUGUGUCUAGUUUGUCAACUGUCAAACGGUAAAGACUUGUUGUGAUUGCGAGCCCCUCCCUGUUCGCGUAGCGAAUGUUGUUGCGGUAGUUAAGUGGUCACUACACUCGUAUUUGCGAAGUUGUUCAAGUGAAAAAAGCAGUGAAGUUCUAUAAGAAAUUUAUUACACAUUACGCUUUAUAAAACCUCGCUAGUAGAAGAACUUUGUAAAAUCUUCAUUACAUCGUCACUUGUUAACUAGUUCUCUUUAUUGCUGGCUUAUAAGCCGGCCACAACUGAAAGUCAAAUGAGAAACGAGGUAGCACAAAACAACACGAGAUAAUACUGAACACUUCGCGUGGCGUGUAGUGGUCGCUUUAGAAUUUUAAGGUUUAAGUUAUUUAUAAAUAGCAAUGUAGUCCACGCGUCAGACGACGUGCUAGAGCUAAUGUGAUCAUUCUGUUAUUAAGUAAUUUUAAGAAAUUUUUUACCGACACCGCACACAACUAAAACAAUCGCAAGUAAAUAUACAGACGCCUUUAGUAGACGGUAAAUAAAACUUUUAUAUACAUUUAAAUUUACAGUAUUUAGUAUAAUUAUAAUGAAGUUUGUAUUGUGUGCGGUGGACCUUUUGAUAACCAUUAGUCUUGUAUCACGUAAUGAAGUAUUUUGGUUGAUAUUUUACUGAUUGAUAAUUAUUUGUGACUCUCGCAAGAGAUAAAAACAAUGUAAUGUGUCAGACACAAUACAUAUUAUGUGGUAUAUAUUAAUGUUUGUAAACUAUACAUAUAAACAAUUUUGAGAAUACGAGUUUUUAAAUUA
This is a messenger RNA of Danaus plexippus (monarch butterfly), 3349 nucleotides long. It is a transcript of the gene Picot, whose product is annotated as putative inorganic phosphate cotransporter. Bases 198 to 1748 code for a protein of 516 amino acids. Gene Ontology annotation, biological process: monoatomic anion transport; transmembrane transport. Gene Ontology annotation, molecular function: transmembrane transporter activity. The transcript has 11 exons. The record is from RefSeq and is a predicted model, not a curated record. Lineage: Eukaryota; Metazoa; Arthropoda; Insecta; Lepidoptera; Nymphalidae.